AUGGCGGCCGGCAGUCAUCCGAACGAGACGACCUUUGACAAGUGGGACUCUUCCUGCAGUACGCCCACCGAUGAAUACAGCGAGCCUGGUGGUGCGUGGAAACACGACCACAUCAGGCUUAACACAGAACUAAAAGAUUGGCAAGAAUUCUCGAGAGACAUUACAGCCUCGUCUGCCAAAGAUCCAGUAUCUCCUCACUCGCUGUGGAUGACCGACAACAUGUCCUUGGAGAACUUUGGAAGGAGAGGCGAGACUCAGAUGCCCGAUGUAUGGAAGCCACAAAAGAAAGAGCUGGUAAUCAUGAUCAGUCUAAGCUUCAUAUCAUUGAUGGUGGCGCUGGAUGCCACAAUCCUAGUCACGGUACUACCGGUAAUAGCACAAAAGCUUGAUGGUACUUCGGCUGAAGCGUUCUGGACGGGGACAUCGUACCUUCUCACCUCUGCCAUCUUCCAGCCGGUCAUCGCAUCGAUAUCCGCUGUCUUCGGCCGGCAACAGCUCCUCAUCGCCUCGCUCCUCUUCUUCACAGUCGGUACGAUACUAUGCUCAGUCGCAGACAAUUUCACUGAGCUGCUCGGAGGAAGAUGCAUCCAAGGAAUUGGUGGUGGUGGGAUUAUAACGUUAACACAAGUCAUCUUUUGCGACAUCGUGCCGCUGAGACAACGCCCGAAAUACUUCGCGAUGGUUCUCGGAUGCUGGAGCAUAGGGUCCAUCAUCGGACCCGUAGUUGGUGGUAAGCUUGUGGAAAGCGCGUCCUGGCGAUGGGCAUUCCACAUCAACUAUCCAUUCUGCGCUAUCGGCUUCGCUGUUGCGAUCUUGUUCGUGCGCCUUGACGCGGUGGCGAAACUCACAUUCCAGGAGAAGCUCAAGCGAGUGGAUUGGCUGGGCGCAGUACUCUUCAUUGGCAGCAUGACGAGCUUGUUGAUUGGAAUCUCUUGGGGCGGCAUCCAGCAUCCCUGGGACUCAGUUGCGACUCUUGCACCUAUCAUCGCGGGGAUGACAGGAAUCGUUGCGUUCUUCCUGUGGCAAUGGUACAGAAAAGAGCACACCCUAUUGCCUUUGGCAGUGUUCGAAAGCUGGAGCGCAAUCGCCGCGUUUUACAACGCGCUGAUCAAUGGCCUACUACUCUUCACGACCUUGUACUACUGGCCAUUCUACGAUAUGAGUGUUCGCGGGAGAUAUCCUACCCAGGCGGGUAUUGACAUGCUACCGGUCGUCCUCCUCACGGUUCCCAGUUCCGUCAUUGUUUCGAUAUUGACGACGCGUCUUGGACGAUUCCGAUGGGCGAUUUGGGGUGGCUGGAUGGUUACGACACUUGCAUGCGGGUUGCAGGUCAUGCUCGACGUAGAUUCAACAACUGUCGUCACGUCAGCGCUUCUGGCCGUACUUGGUAUUGGCAUGGGCAUGGUACUGACAAGUCUCAAUGUCGGUAUUCAGGCCAUUUCUAAGCCAGAAGACGCAGCGAUGGCCGCGAGCAUGUAUGGCUUUCUCCGAAGUCUGGGUAUGCCCAUCGGUGUCGCCCUCGCAGGGUCGGUCUUCUCCAACUCCAUGUCCGACAAGCUUUCAGAGCUAGGCCUGCCCACGUCGAUCGCUCAUGACUCUGAGCAAUACAUCUUCGUCUUGCGCAAAAUGGCGGACUCCACGCAGAAAAGGGCCAUUCUUUCCUCCUACAUGAGAGGGUUCGAUUCGGUCUUCGUCAUGGUCACAGGUCUCUCAGCUAGUGCGCUCAUCGUCAGCUUUAUGAUCAGAAAGUUCAGCAUGGACAAAAUACUGGUUGCGCAAUUCUCCGCGAAGUGA
Messenger RNA from Alternaria hordeiaustralica, 1794 nucleotides. RefSeq lists its product as uncharacterized. Lineage: Eukaryota; Fungi; Ascomycota; Dothideomycetes; Pleosporales; Pleosporaceae. The record is from RefSeq and is a predicted model, not a curated record. The transcript is spliced from 6 exons. The coding region runs from base 1 to 1794 and encodes 597 amino acids. Gene Ontology annotation, biological process: transmembrane transport. Gene Ontology annotation, molecular function: transmembrane transporter activity.